UGCUCAUUUCGAUCGUUGUAAAACAUUGAUACAUUUAUGGAAGGCUCUUCAGGGGAGUUUUCAUGGGACGCGUACAUGCUUUGUUUUCGCUCUGGACUCCUAUUUAAACCCGUUAGAUCAGUGUAAAACCCGGUGCGGACUCCAGGACGAUGGACGCGAUCCCGGUGCUGGACUUCGGCGUUUACAGCCUCGAGUGCGACCCCGAGAGCGUGUCCGAGACCGAGCUCAAGAGACUCAGCCAGAAGAUUUACGAGGCGUUUACUCGGGUGGGCUUCGUGUUUCUGAAGAACACGGGCAUCACCCACGAAGAGGUGUCUCAUGUGAUGAAUGUGUCGUCGAGGUUUUUUUCUCUGCCUGAGAAACAGAAGAUUGUGUUCAGCAGGGGGCGCUAUGAGAACGACAGCAAUCAUGGCUGGGUCUCAAUGGAGACCGAGAGGUUGAACCCUGCCCGCCCUGGAGACCUAAAGGAGAGCUUCAACACAACUCUGCUGUCUCCAGACAUUCUGUGGCCCACAGGUGGCACUCUCUCGGACUUCCGGGAGGUGCAUACUUCCUUUUUCCACCGUUGCACUGCCCUCGGCCUCAGAGUGCUCCGCCUCCUCGCUCUCAGCCUCCACCUGCCCCCAGAGACUUUUGUGAAGGACCACAGCAAGAUUGGUGAACUGGAGAACUGUACAACUCUGCGUUCUAACUUUUACCCCCCGAUUGAUGCGGGCCAGGCCAAACCGGGUCAGCUCCGAUGUGGAGAGCACUCGGACUAUGGCAGCAUCACACUACUGUUUCAGAGCUCACCAGGAAUCCAGGUGCGCAGUGUCUCAGGUGAGUUCAUCUCUGCUCCCUGUCUCCCUGGAGCCGUCCUCGUUAACAUCGCCGACCUGAUGCAGCGCUGGACCAGUGACACCUUCAUCUCUGCCGUGCACCGCGUGCAGCUGCCCCCUCCUGGCGACUCCUCGCAGCGUCAGUCUCUGGCCUUUUUCAUGCAGCCCGACGAUAGCGCUGUGAUUAGUUGCUGCGAUGGCUCUAAUAAAUAUCCUCCUAUCAGAUCGGACCAGUACAUCCACCAGCGCUUUGAGGAUUCCUACGGCAGGAAGUGAUGUAACCAGACUG
Molecule: messenger RNA, 1107 nt
Organism: Periophthalmus magnuspinnatus
Lineage: Eukaryota; Metazoa; Chordata; Actinopteri; Gobiiformes; Gobiidae
Exons: 7
Coding region: 150-1094 (314 amino acids)
Molecular function (GO): dioxygenase activity
Source: RefSeq, a predicted model, not a curated record